Molecule: messenger RNA, 1437 nt
Organism: Salvia miltiorrhiza (redroot sage)
Lineage: Eukaryota; Viridiplantae; Streptophyta; Magnoliopsida; Lamiales; Lamiaceae
Product: E3 ubiquitin-protein ligase AIRP2-like
Exons: 5
Coding region: 530-1255 (241 amino acids)
Biological process (GO): protein ubiquitination
Cellular component (GO): cytosol
Molecular function (GO): ubiquitin protein ligase activity
Source: RefSeq, a predicted model, not a curated record
GGGCCCCUUUUUUUGAGGCAAGCUUUAGAUUGCGUUAAAUUAGGCAAAACUAACACGGCAGCCCACCUAACACACACACUAAUUAAUUUUUAUUUUUAAUAAAUAAACUAUUUAAUCUAAGAAGAGUGCAGUAAUUGAAGCGUGCGGUCCAAGCGAAGCUGCCAUCACUGUUUCAGUAACCUCUGAUGUGUGGUGACUCUCUCUGUGUGUAGUGUGUGCAACUCCCAAAACCCCCUCUGCAAAAACUUUUAUCUGAAUUUUCAAUCUUUUUUUCCUUUUGAUUUCCCUUUUUAGGGGAUAAGGAAUUCCAAGAUUUUUAUAUUCUGUGUUGUGGGUCUUGUUUGUUUUUUAAUUUUCUUGAACGCUCUGCGAAAAAGGUGGAGUCUUUUGAUAAUUUCAGGAGGGUUUAGAGAGAGAGAGAGAGAGAGAGAGAGAGAGAGAGGGUGAAGAAGAGUAGAAUAUGGGUGAAGAAGAGUAGAAUAUUUCGGUGGAAAUUGGAUGGGAGUGAGAGAAAGGAAGUGGGAGGGUGAUGAGGAAGUCUUUUAAAGAUUCACUCAAAGCGCUUGAAGCUGAUAUCCAGCAUGCCAACACCUUGGCAUCAGAUUAUCCGAGGGCGUAUGAUGGCGCCUGCCUUCAGAUGAGACUAUCGUAUAGCCCUUGCGCACAUAUUUUCCUCUUCCUUAUUCAAUGGACUGAUUGUCACCUAGCUGGUGCGCUCGGGCUGAUUAGGAUCCUUAUUUACAAGGCUUAUGGUAAUGGUAAGACAACCAUGUCUAUUCAUGAAAGGAAAGCUAGUUUGAGGGAGUUCUACGGAGUGAUAUUCCCCUCUUUGCUGCAACUCCACAACGGUAUCACUGAUGCCGAGGAGAGGAAGCAGAGAGAGCUGUGUGAGACUAAGUACACGAGAAGAGAUGAGAUGAGCAAGGGAAAAUUGUCUGAAAUUGAAAUCGAGAGGGAGGAGGAAUGUGGGAUUUGCAUGGAGAUGAGCACCAAGGUUGUCCUGCCCAGAUGCAGUCAUUCCUUGUGUAUUAAGUGCUACAGGGACUGGCGCGCUAAAUCUCAGUCGUGUCCGUUCUGUCGGGAUAGUCUGAACCGGAUGAAUUCUGGGGAGCUCUGGAUAUACACCAGCAACUGUGACAUAACUGACUUAUCCACCAUUGCAAAGGAAAAUCUGAAGCGACUGGUCGUGUACAUCGAGAAACUGCCCCUCGUCGUUCCAAAUCCGAUGGUGGUCUCUUAUGAUCCUCAUUCUUGAACAAGGGCUGGGCUCCUUGUUCAUCUCUUGUACAGAGUAAUAUGUCAGGUGAUUUUUUUAUGUGAUUCUAUUUAUAUAUAUUCUAUUCUACAUUUGUCAUACUGUAUAUAUGGUUUGGCCAGCUUUAGACCAUAGAAACAAGCUUGCACGAUUGUGUUAAUUUCAAAUUUCUUCUCAUCCGA